UCCUUUUGGAUAGAGGACUGCAGGAGGCUGGAGCACCUCAAGGAGCCGCGUCCCGCUCCCAGAAGAUGCUGGGAACAAUGAAAUAAGAAUUCCUCCAGUCAGCGCCGAAGCCAUCAUGUUGACGCGACUUUUCAGCGAGCCCAGCCUGAUCCCCGAAGUUCAGAAAUUCUCCAGCUGGGCCGAGGAGUGCGAGGAGGAUGCCCGCAGCGACAAGGAGGAGCGGAAGGGUAAGGGCUGCGCCCUCCCCGAGGAGCCGCCCGAGGGCUCGCUGGGGGAGAGCAAGGAGGAAGGGGAGCUAGGCGGGGACGAGGAGGAGGAGGAGGAGGAGGAGGAAGGCCUGGAGGAGGCGGAGGGCGAGCGGCCCAAGAAACGCGGCCCCAAGAAGCGCAAGAUGAUCAAGGCGCGCCUGGAGCGCUCCAAGCUGCGGCGGCAGAAGGCGAACGCCCGCGAGCGGAACCGCAUGCACGACCUGAACGCGGCCCUGGACAACCUGCGCAAGGUCGUGCCCUGCUACUCCAAGACCCAAAAGCUCUCCAAGAUCGAGACGCUGCGCCUGGCCAAGAACUACAUCUGGGCUCUCUCCGAGAUCCUGCGCUCGGGCAAACGGCCCGACCUGGUCUCCUACGUGCAGACUCUGUGCAAGGGGCUCUCGCAGCCCACCACCAACCUGGUGGCCGGCUGCCUGCAGCUCAACUCCCGCAACUUCCUGACGGAGCAGGGCCAGGAGGGCGGCCGCUACCACGGCCCCAACGCGUCGUUCGCCGUGCACCCCUACCCCUAUCCCUGCUCGCGGUUGGCCGCCGCGCAGUGCCCCCCGCCCGCCGGGCCGGGCUCGCACGGGCUGAGGACACACAGCUACUGCGCGUCCGCUUACGAGAGCCUCUACGGCAACGCGUCCCCCGAUUACAACAGCUCGGAGUACGACGGCGGGCUCAGCCCCCCGCUGUGCAUUAACGGCAACUUCUCCCUCAAGCAAGACUCUUCCCCCGACCACGAGAAAAGCUACCACUACUCUAUGCACUACUCGGCGCUGCCCGGCUCCCGCCCCGCCGGCCACAAUCUGGUCUUCGGCUCGGCGGGGGUGCGCGGGGGGGUGCACUCCGAGAACCUCUUCCCCUACGAUAUGCACCUCCCGCACGAGCGGGGCCCCAUGUACGAGGAGCUCAACGCCUUCUUCCACAACUGACCCCCCCGGGGCUCCGCCGCGGGCUUUGGUGCAAUAGCGGGACCCGACCCCGGCUGCGGGUCCUGAGCCCCGUGGGGACAAAGUGCUUUUUUUUGGACCAUUUCCCCCUUUUUCGGACAAUUAUUCCCUUAUUUAUUAUUUUUUUUCCCGGAUCAUUUUUCCCUUUUUUUUUCCCCCUUUCUCUUUUUGACCCACUCCCCCCCACUCCUCCUUUUUAUUUUUUAUUUUUUACCAAUUUUCCUCUAUUUCUUUAUUUUUAAUUAUUAUCAUUUACCCCCUCUCCGCCCCCCCGGGGCGGUGACCAGGAGCGCACGCAGCCCGACCCGGGGCUCUGGCUCAAACCGCGUCGUUUCUUAUUUAAUUCGUUUCUUAUUUCUCCCUCCCCACCACCGCCGCACCCCAUCCCCCCUCCCCACUUCUCCACCCCGCACCGUUUUGGGCCGUUUCCCCCCCUCCGCCGCCGUGAGCCCCCCCGAGCGUUGGACACCCCCGUGGGAGCGAGAGGAGAGCGCGCUGCGGCGCGGAGCGAAACUUUCCGAAGCAAUAAAGAGGCGAAACGGAGAUUCCAAUAUUUCUAUCUAUGCAAGCAGGCCCGGCCCGGCGGACGCUCACAGAUGCACUUUGCUUUGGGGGGGUCCGGCCCGGCCCCGCUCCCGCCCCCCCCGGUGCCCGGAGUUCCUCUCGCAGCGCGUUUGUGUGUCAGGACGUUUUUUACCUGUUUUAAAAAAAAAAAAAGAAAAAAAAAAGAAAAAAAAUCAUGAAACGGAAAACAAAAAAAAAAAAGGAAAAAAAAAAAGAAAAAGGAAAAGGAAAAAAAAAAAGGAAACGAACACAAAGAAAAAGGAAAAAAAAAAAAGAAAGAAAGAAAGAAAGGAAAAAGAGAUCAAAAUAAUGCAGAGCCGCCCCGGUUUUCCCGAGCUGGCGGAGCCGGGGCACGGCGCAGGGCAGCCCGCAGCGGUGCGAGCGGGAGCGGCGGGGAUGGGGGGGAUGCGGAGGGGCUGACGGCCCCCGGCCCAACCCCGGCCCGGAGCUGUGCCCGGCUGGACGGAGCCCUUCGGUCGGGAGCUGCUGUAAAAGCGGAGAGAUGAGGCUGUUUGCGAAGCUGCCCGCAUCACCGUAGAGCAACCAGCAUUUUUAGAGAGCAGGGAAGGAGGAGAGAUUCUGAGAAAUGUUUAAAAAAGAAAAAAAAAGAAAAAAAAAAGAAAAAAAAACGGGGAAAAAAAAAAGUUUUGGGAAAAAAAAAAAACAGAAAGAAACCCAAAAAUUAAAAAAAAAAAAAGAAAAAGAAAAAGGAAAAAAAAAACCCACAAAGAAACAAACAAACUAAAACAAAACCAGUUGUAGCAAAGGGGACCCGCCUGUCCGACACCAGAAGUGCUUUCGUGUUUCUGUUCCGUUUCAUUUCGAUGAAUAAAUAUCUAUGGCCAACGAUAUGCAAGAGCCCCCCCGCGCCCGCCCCCCGCCGCACCGCGGACACCGCUCGGGGCGCGGGGCCGGGGGUCCCGGCACCACCUCUGCAUGCACCGCCCCCGGCGCCCCCCGCCCGGACUGCUCGGCCCUGUAAUUACCGAGCGUCCUUCGACGGCGAUUAAUAAAUAUUCAAUGUUGA
Gallus gallus (chicken) is the source of this 2795-nucleotide messenger RNA. RefSeq names its product neuronal differentiation 2 (gene NEUROD2). The transcript has 2 exons. Gene Ontology annotation, biological process: nervous system development; regulation of DNA-templated transcription. The coding region runs from base 116 to 1186 and encodes 356 amino acids. The record is from RefSeq and is a predicted model, not a curated record. Gene Ontology annotation, molecular function: protein dimerization activity. Lineage: Eukaryota; Metazoa; Chordata; Aves; Galliformes; Phasianidae.